This is a messenger RNA of Capsaspora owczarzaki ATCC 30864, 570 nucleotides long. RefSeq lists its product as hypothetical. Gene Ontology annotation, biological process: mitochondrial respiratory chain complex III assembly. The record is from RefSeq and is a predicted model, not a curated record. The coding region runs from base 55 to 438 and encodes 127 amino acids. NCBI's taxonomy places the organism in Eukaryota, Filasterea, Ministeriida, Capsasporidae. The transcript has 4 exons.
UCUACAUUGGAUUUUAUUCAAGGUACCAGUCCCAGUUUGCCUUACCAUUCAAUCAUGGCUCAGCGAGCAGCAGCAUUGGGUGCCUUCCGAACAGUCGUCCGCGCGUCCGAGCGCUGCUUCACCGGCGACAAAGUUGCAUUGACUGAGGCCAAGAAGCGCAUCCGGAGCGAGUUUGCCAGUCGCAAAAACGAAGUCGACCCGGCAGCCAUCACUGCUAGCAUCAAAAUGGCGACCGACACGGCGCUGUUUCUGGACAAGUAUGUUGUGCAAGGUGCCAAGCGCGAGCAAAAGGAUCAGACAUUCGAACUUCGCAUUCGAGACACCACGCAACUUGACACAAACCCGCCAGUCAAGUGCAAGAAUGGCGACAAGAACGCGACGCCAUCGCCCGCCCCGCAAGGUCCCUCUCCCUGCUCGUCUGCACCGCGGCCAUUCUAAACCAAGAAUGCCCCCCCCUUCCUCUUUGUCAUGCGCGUUGGCGGCUUUUGUGAUUUGGAUGCCGCGACAUGGCAGCUUGUACUUCUUCCCCAAUCCAAAUACAAUUGUUCAAUGAAACGUAGUUUGCCAUUA